AUGAGACUCCGCGAGAGUAUCCGGCCACCUGAGCGCUUCAACUCCGAGCUAAUCAUUACACCAUCACCAAAGAAGACUUUGCGCGAACCCAGAAACCUGAGAACCCCUCGCUUUGUCGAUUACAAUCCGCACCUACCUCCUGCUGCAUUCCCCACGCUUGAACCGGCCAAUCUCGCUCAAUCGAGGACCCGUGAACAAGAUCGGGCGAAAGUUGAGCAGAAUGGCGUAGCUAAAGGGCUGCAACGCGACGCCAGCUCAAUUGACUUUCACGGGAGCAAUACGGAAGAUAAAGAGACAUGGGAGAAACUUGACGAUAUCUCAAUUGAUGAGCUUGAGGAUCUCAUAGCGAGCAAUGGGGAACUCAAUCCUAUCUACGUCAGAAACAUGGCAAUCAUGGCAGCUGCAGAGACGUCGUCUUCUUCUGAUUUAGACAUGGCAGAUAGCGAUCCUGACGAGCCGAUGACAGACGUAGAUGGCCGUCACGCAGAGUCCAUCAGGUUCAUUCACGAUCCAGAAUGGUCUGACCUUUCUCCGAGCUUGCAAGCAGAGAUCGCCAUCAACCUCAGCCAACACUACAGAUGGUCCACAGUCUAUAGCAAGCUUGGCUUGAGGGAAACGGAACGCGAGGAGUUACAGGAACUCAUCAGGCGCCGUGACCGCCAAGUUGCGAUGGAAGACUCGGCGCUGCAUGCGAUGAGGGCAAAGCAACUCAGAGCCCUCCUCAGAAUCGAUAAUAGCUCGGGGAGUCGCAACAGGACACCACACAAGCUGGUCUUUCGCAAAAUUUCCCGCAAGACCGCUCAAAGGCUCAGAGGCAGCCUGGAAACAGACUAUCUGCUGUGCGAGGUUGGGGAACUUUUGAACGCCAGACGAUUCUUGCAAAGGCGUGAGAUCGAAAGACAUUAUGCCGGGGAAUGGAGUGGCAGUAUCGUGACUUGGCCGAGGGCUGAAGAUGGAUCUGAUGCCGAGAGAAGGGAGAGCCAAGGAGAUUCGAUUGUCACAGGACCAGUGACUCCGUUCGGGGUUGGUUCGAUCACUAUAAACGACCAUGGACACGAUUUCGCUGAUUCUAGUAGGCCUAAUCCGGCUACUCCUCCCCAUCGCAUCAUUCACACAACUGAAUAUAUUGAAGGAGCUCUGUUACAGUACCAGGAAAGAGAUCUGCCUCCUCGCAAACUUUAUCAUCGUGGAGAACGUACCCGACGACUGAUCGUCUGCUUAAAACUCGGCCAACCACGAGCUAAGUUUUUCCAAGCAUGGAAGAAGUCUGCUCAUCCGCGAAGAUUGGUACGGUCCGUACCACCUCUCGAUGUCUUUUAUAAAGCAUCAUCAAGUCCUGGAAAAUUUGAUGGAGGUGCUGGCACGACAUCAACCUUGGCUGCAAAUUUAAGUCAUUCCGCUAUGAAUGUUUUCACGCAGUCGCUAGAGGAUUGGCAGCGAGGUUUACUCGAGCUCGACGAUACAUCUUUGAUUUCCUGUUGGAAGAAAUUCCAGCGAGAGUUACAACAGGCCACAUUCGACCCAGACAGAAGCGAGCCCGUGGAAACGUUGGACUCGGGUGUAGACACUGACCGGCAUUCGGAGCUUUCUGAGGCCAUACCAUGCAUCAAUCUCACAGAUGUCCACCUUCCUUCAAGGCCAACAACACCCGGUAGAGUUAUGUCACCCAUGAGUGUCGAUUAUGUCCAGAGUGGUGAAGAUGACUUCGCACCGUUCAGCGAAGCAAGAACCCCACGAACAGACCCUGUCUUCGACAGCCCUGGAAGUAGCUGCUGGGAAACAUCUUCGGAUGGUGCAGCGGCAUACUCGCCCACGACACCACUGACCACCGUCACCAACACUUUCGAAUUCCUUGACGACAAUCACAGCGAGAAAAGUGACGAUGAUUGGGAGGAUGCAGAAGAAGAGGAGGAAGAGGACGAGAUGAUUUUGGUUCCAGCCAUUGGACCAGUAAGAAGGGCAGCUGCUUAG
Aspergillus fischeri NRRL 181 is the source of this 1971-nucleotide messenger RNA. RefSeq lists its product as uncharacterized. The transcript is spliced from 2 exons. Bases 1 to 1971 code for a protein of 656 amino acids. The record is from RefSeq and is a predicted model, not a curated record. Lineage: Eukaryota; Fungi; Ascomycota; Eurotiomycetes; Eurotiales; Aspergillaceae.